ACCUCUGCCUCAAAUGCGAUGUAUUUCUCUUCAAUGAAGUCCUAGGAGACAGUGGCCUGUAGUUUUGCUUGUGCUCUGCUGUACGUUGCCGAUGGCUGCAUCGCGACCUAACAAAGACGAUGGAGAGUGGAUUAUUUACAAAGGCGACAUGCCAAUCGAUGAUUUUCUGAAGAGAAACCGACCAACACAGAUCGAGUGUUCCCAGUAUUCGUGGAUCAGUGUUUGGCGCCAUUCUGACUUCUCAAAGAUGAAAUCUCCCGAUAAGGCUUCUUUGCUUAAAGAAUGGGAAUGUAACAUGAAAACCUUUGGCAAGAUUACCUCAGAUUAUAUUCUACAGUUGGCCGAGGAAUACGAUUACAAAACAGGAAAAUGGCUGAUCUACUCAAAGUGGCCAGCGAUUGAUAACGUAUGGAAGCUCGUCGCAAAAGCAGUCGUCGCUGGUAAGCUUGGUUGUUCCGCAAAGGUCAGCACACAUGACCCUGAGAAAAAAACACAUGUGAUCUGCGUGUACACUGAGGAUUUUACCAAUGAGGACCACGUGAGAAAAGUCGAGCAAAACCUCCGAAAAGAAGGGAUCACCGAACGAAUGACCUACAAGCCAGAUAUCUACACAACGUUGGGAAUCUAUAGCAAAAAUCCUUGGGGGCUGAGGCCUACAGUGUACAGCAGCCAUCCUUAGUUGAUAAAGAAGAAUGUCUACAGUCAUACAAACUGUAAAGGAGACCCUACUGUCUUUGAACUGAUGAAGAUGUCUUUUCUUGUGGAGAUUCCCUAGAACAAAAGGGAAACAAGAACCAAAAUGAAUUAAAACUAGAGAUAAGUAGAAGCAAUUUCCUGAUAGGCGCCAUUUACGUCUAGAAAUCAACUACAAAGCGUCACCUGAUCCAAUAUGGCGGCGCGCACAAAAUUCCAGUUUCAAAAUAGCCAAUAUAUGUUUCGAUUUUUUCCCUCAUUAAAUACGCCAUUCCACUUUAAGGCAACAAAUUUUAACGUAAGUAAAUCAUUUUUCGUACUUUGCAAAAAUCAGGGCUCCUGAGACAGUUUGUUACAGCGGUGAAGUUUUCCUCAUAAAAAAAUGUGUGCUGGUUUGGUUUGAAAUGAAGAAACAAAUUCUUUUAGCCAUGCUCAUUGAGCCUUUCGUUUCUCGUCACCCCCAUUUCUUGAUAGCCUAUCCCAGACUUUCAGUCCGAGGUGACGAGUGGUUUUCGAGGCAUCGGCCCUCUAUUAUUUUUUUUUUACCAGUCACACCCCUGAAGUUGAGGCUUUCAAAGUUAAAAACAAAUAAA
Molecule: messenger RNA, 1286 nt
Organism: Pocillopora verrucosa
Lineage: Eukaryota; Metazoa; Cnidaria; Anthozoa; Scleractinia; Pocilloporidae
Product: UPF0696 protein C11orf68 homolog
Source: RefSeq, a predicted model, not a curated record